UAAAUGUGGCUGCUUUGGCAGUAUGCCUUGACUGUUCUCCGGUGAAAACUUGGACUUGUACCUGGCAGCGAAAGCACGUGGACGUCACGCUUCGCUCCGGACAGAACACAAUUCUCACUGGUGCUUUGCCUUGGAUGAAGUCGUAGACCAGCACCUGCUAACUACAGGUUUUCGAGCCCAUCUGUCGUGUCGUUUUGCACGGCACUGGAGCCUUGACUACAGCGGCCCACGGCGAUUUCUCACGCUUCACCAGUGGACGUACACGUCUUGCUAGCGUUGCAUUUCUACGUCAACGGCAGCUUCCAGUCCACGGACGUCUUUUGCCUGUGGCUGCAGAGCACAUUCCAUUCCCGAUGACGCUGACGGCUGCUAAUAUCGUUGUGCCAUCGAUUGCAGAUUUUCGUAAGGUCGUGGGAUACAUCGAUUGCAAGCACUGGCAAAUCAAGCCACCUUAUGACUUGGAGCACCUGUACAGAAAUAGGAAGGACUUGUGCUCCCUAAAUCUACAAGUCUUUUGCAACGGUGGGGGUGUCAUCAUCCAGCCGACCUCAAAGGGGCCUGGAAGCACGCAUGGCAGCCUCAUCUGGAUGGACUGUGCUCUGCCUGGGAGCUUCAAGGGUAGAAAACUGCAUAAUGGCUGGUUGCUAGGUGACUCUCGCUAUGCCUGAGAGCCAUGGGUGCUCACCCUCCUGUCCGUGGCUGGCCCAGCUGAGCAGCAGUGCAGUGCAGCCCCCACCCAUGCAAGACAGGUCAUACAGUGCACCUUUGGUGUUCUGAGCAGGACACAGCGUAUCCGUCCGGCAUGGCAGUGACAUCAAUAAUAAUGAUGGUGAGUGUUUGUG
Molecule: messenger RNA, 842 nt
Organism: Rhipicephalus sanguineus (brown dog tick)
Lineage: Eukaryota; Metazoa; Arthropoda; Arachnida; Ixodida; Ixodidae
Product: putative nuclease HARBI1
Exons: 3
Coding region: 354-668 (104 amino acids)
Source: RefSeq, a predicted model, not a curated record